This is a messenger RNA of Suillus fuscotomentosus, 2034 nucleotides long. RefSeq lists its product as uncharacterized. The transcript has 4 exons. NCBI's taxonomy places the organism in Eukaryota, Fungi, Basidiomycota, Agaricomycetes, Boletales, Suillaceae. The annotation marks the transcript as partial. The record is from RefSeq and is a predicted model, not a curated record.
AAGGACCGAUACAGAGAGCUCAUGAGGGUCGCUCGACAGUGGAGGCAGUUGAAGACAAUGAAAUGGCAUGGCUUCGGCCAUCGUUCUGAUAACCCGAGCACAGGAGAACUUGCAUUAUUUUGCCCGGCAUGUCCUCAGCCUGGGAUUAAUGUGCUGUUGUCAGAGGAUGAAUCUCUUGAUGACUGGAAAUACACCCGGUCAUUUGUGAUGGACGGAAAUUUCAAAGCCGAACAUCUGCAUCCCAUUAAGCCAUUCGAUGAAGUUUGGCUGUCCGAUGGGCUUGGAUUCAUGGUAGGAAAGGACAGGUAUAAAAUGCACCUGGCAGAGGCUGCUGACACAGUGGAAAAAUCAAGCUGCAACAAUCACCGGGCAGUAAAUCAAGCUAAUGCUGCUCGGCACAAGCUGGAGUCCACCGGUAUCGGGGGAGUUGCCUGUGCCAGACACGGUUGCUUUGUCCCUCACUCCAUGGUGGAUUUUCAGAAAGGCGAAAGGCAAGCCACAUCCACCAUUCCCCAUUCACGAGUUAACCAUGGACAAAUGAACAUGGACUAUGCCCUUUGCGAGGCUUCCCGGCACAACAUGGAAGGCAUCACCAGGGCUGUCACCUUCUAUGAUAUUAAUUGUCAAUACAACAAACACUUUUGGGUUCGGGUGGAUCGAAGUCGAUUUCUAGAAAUGGCACCACAACUAACCAUCAUUCCCGGAAUUGGGUUGUGGCACGUUCAUGGCCAUCAGGACAGCUGCUAUGUCCGAUAUGCUUCUAACUUUAUUGAAGGCAUUGGUCGGAUCGAUGGAGAGAUCAUGGAGACGCUAUGGGCACGGCUCAAUUUGAUCUCCCCUGCUGCUCGGGGAAUGUCAUCUCCCCACCGAAAGGAAUGCCUUGAUUAUCAGAUGAAUGACUCCAAUUUCUGCAAGAUGAUUCACAUGAAAAGGACUCUAUGCCGGAAAUACAAACUGGCUAGGAAUGGUAUCUUAGAAAGUGGAAAGGCAUUCGACAGACUCGAUGAAGCAGCACCCUUACAUUUGAAGACAGAAUGGUUAGCCAGGGAGAGGAUAGCUCAGUCAAGCAGAUUGAAUGAUCCUUCAGCCAUGGAUGAAUAUGAGAUCAAUAUCAAAAAGGCACCUAGCAAAAAGGAGAUCGAGCUUAGAUUGUUAGAGGAGGGUAACGCCCGCAAUGCAGCACCCUCUCGCAGAUCUGUGGCGACAUGGAUAUCAACAGGGUUAGCAAUUGAAGAGGCUCAGAUUGCAUUGCUCAUCGAGGUCCGAAGGAUCGGAAGAAGAUCCACCGAGACACAGAGAUUAGACAUCGCCCGUCAAAGAGAUCGGCUCCAAGGCCAGAUAGAUGGAUUUGCUCGGUCUGCUCUAACACAUCUCGGGGAGGGAUUUGAUGCAGAUGAUGAACCUGAAGACUUGGACGUAGACAUUCUAGAUGAUCUCGAUGAUGACCUGGCGGAUUUCACAGAGACAUCUCACACAUGGACAAACUCUCCCGAGCUAACUGUAAUCCCAUUGCCAUCAAACCUGGGGGUUGAUAGAUGCAGACGAUGCAUGGCAGAGGAUCUGAUUCCCCUGGAGAUGUCGCUUCGUGAAGGGCAGGCCAAUGAUGCCCUUCACAAUCUCCGCAUUUACCUUUGCAACAAGGCCAUCCUGUUCCGAACAACCGUUAGGCAGGCCAAUUCCCAGGCCCUGAAAACUCGAGCUUGGUCCCAGGUGAUGUCGGUGCACCAGGCAGUCUCCCUCCAUGCCAGCAUAUAUACAAAGACAAGGAAGCAAAUGAUGAAACUUGAGCCGGGGCAAGACCAGCUUCAGAAAUACAAACCCCUGCUUCGCGAGCAACUCAAAAUCAGCACUGCAGUGGGCGACCCAAAUGCCCGAGGUCAACGAAAUGAAUCUUUGGCUUGGUUUUGGUCUGUUGAAGUCGACCUCGGGGGUCCUGAUCAAUCGUGGAAUGAAGAAUGUGAGUUCCCGCUUGCAUGUCAUAUCCCGCGGUUACCUGACUGGACCCAUGCCAAGUUUACCGAGUCCAUUGGCUGA